Molecule: messenger RNA, 789 nt
Organism: Pochonia chlamydosporia 170
Lineage: Eukaryota; Fungi; Ascomycota; Sordariomycetes; Hypocreales; Clavicipitaceae
Exons: 1
Coding region: 1-789 (262 amino acids)
Source: RefSeq, a predicted model, not a curated record
AUGGACGAAGACACUCCGCUGGCAAACAAUUCCGCGUCAAAGUGCCGCCAGCCUACGCCUGUGAUGCAGAAUGACCACCACCCGUUUAAGCCCUACAAGAUUGCUCAUCGUCACGUUCAGCAGGCAUUGAAGUACUCCAGGCUUGGCAUCAAGUCAUACUAUUUGAGGAAGCUAAUGCAGCCAACGCCUGUGGUGUUCAUGAUGCGUCCCCGCGGAACAGGAACAUACUUUGCGAGACCAAAAAUUGUGGCUGGCAGAUUUCUACUACAUGAGCACUUCGUCUUCCAUGAAGAGACCAAAAUGUUCAAUAGCCGAGAUACAUCGAGCUUCCAUGGGUUUUGCCUUUGCCCGCAUAUUGGAUUUCAGCUUGAAUGCCUGUACGCUAGGACAGGGUUACGCGGUUCGAUGAGGAAUCGUCAGGGCAAACUUGUGCCGACAGACGGCGGACUUUAUUCCUCUUUGAUUCAAGCAACAGGGCCAUUUGUUGGCAUGGAGAUUCUAGGGGGUUGUCAUCAGUGUCUAACCGAUCACACUGUGUGCGCUUACCCAGAUGGCAAUGACAUAACGAUGAAUCUCUGGAGAGAUUUUGGACCUUUCGGGUCAUCCGAUAACCCUGUCUGGAUAAGCCACGUGUAUGAUCCCUUUAUGGAUCCGAUCUAUAUCUGGGAUCGUCCGAUAGGGACGGUGCGUGCCAUGUACAAUACGAAAAGUCAGCAGAUCGCGCGCCGUUUGGCUGAGUACACAGAACAAUGGAUUGAAAUUGACCUUGGGAUUUCGUCACCCCUAUGA